AUGAAUAAAGCCGUCGAAACGGUUGAAGCAGCAGGCCAUACAGAUCAAAAAGAAGUUGCACAACAGCUUUUUACUGCCUGGUUUGGGAUUCAAUUCGACGUCAAUACAAAUUCGGUCAAGCCGGAGAGUCAGACUGCGUGGACUGUUGUGACAGGUCAUAUACAGCGUGUCCAAAACCUCAUUUCGAAUGGUGGAACGUUCCCGUCCUUUGUAUCCCCAGCAAAUUUAUUUUGCGGUGAAUUUGGCGAAGUAGAACCGUGGAACAAUUUCAUGAUGGAUACCAAUGGCAACUUCCUGGACCCUGUGGUAUCAAUUGAGCAAAUCUAUGGUGACUGGGCUGCACAGAUCCCAGAAUCACUAGUACCAUAUUACGUUCCGUCGAUAGAGAAGUACUAUCUCCUAUCGCCCACAGUUUUCUCCGCAAGUCAGAUGUGUACUACGUUGGAUGGAAUGAACUCGUAUGGCAGUCCAUACGCGUUAGGAUACUUCCGAAACAGGGAUGGCUAUGAUGUGCCCGUCGAGCGAGAUCAAAUUCCGGACUUUAUUUUAAUUUGCCCCGGUGUGUUGACGUCCACCGAUGGUAACGUCUUGCUGAGUGAUAUCGGUUUGCUUACCCUGAGCACUGAUAUUUCUGCAAGGACACAGUUAAGUGCAGUGAAGCCUAAGUCCACCGUGAUGCUUCAUGAAAUCUUGCAUAUGGUGACCAGGUGGGAUAGCACUGGGACUGCUGGUGUCAUAGCGGACGGACAAAUUAAAAUUGUCGAUCAUAGCUACCAUAUGCUUGAUUGUCUCAUAUAUGCCAACCAGCAGUUGUCUCAGGCGUAUUUGAACACUGAGAAUUAUGUCCAUUUUGCUCUGGCUUGGUGGUACUAUAACAGCAGAACGGACUGGCAAGGCACGACGCCUGCUACCUUUUAUGCUGGAUACCUUCAAACGUGGACCAGGGAGUGA
Molecule: messenger RNA, 951 nt
Organism: Penicillium nucicola
Lineage: Eukaryota; Fungi; Ascomycota; Eurotiomycetes; Eurotiales; Aspergillaceae
Exons: 3
Coding region: 1-951 (316 amino acids)
Molecular function (GO): metallopeptidase activity
Source: RefSeq, a predicted model, not a curated record